AUGACUUCAGGAGACAAACACGUCUGUGUUUCCGGAUUUAAAAACUUGAAGCAGCAACAUUAUGACGAACAUGAACAUCAACAAUUGAACCUUUAUCAUCUGGAUCAUGAGGAAGAACGAAUGCUACGCAAAAAAAAAAUUAGAAAAACAUUUUCUUAUGAAGAAUUUUGUCUUGAGGAGCUGGGAUCGGGUGAUGAAGGAAGUAAAGAUGAAUUUGAAGCCAAGGAAGCUUCUAUGAAGGAUACUCAAUAUGUUGUUAUAGAUCCGGACAAAGGGAUAGUGCUGGGAUCGGGUGAUAAGGGAAGUAAAGAUGAAGUUGUAGCCAACCAACCUGCUAAGGAGUGUACUCAAUGUGUUGUUGCAUAUCCAGACAAAGGGAAUAUGGUGGGAUCAGGUGAUGAGGGAAGUAAACAUGAAGUUGAAGCUAAGGAACCUGCUAAAGAGGAUACUGAAUGUGCUUCUACAGAGCCAGACAAAGGGAAAAAGACUGUAAGCCCCGUUCCUUCUCACAUAUCAAUAUCAUCUUAUACAUCAAGUGCUGAGGAGAGGAUGGGAGUAGAUUCCCAAGUCGCUAAUUCCCAUGCCUUAAAUGAGUGGAAAUGGACCCGAUUGAUCAAGAACGCAAGAAAAAUUAGAAAAGACGUUUUUCAAUUUCCAGCUUCCGUUAUAAAGAAGUAUUUUACGGAGCCACAUAGUUCAAUUAUAAUCUAUGGCAGUGGCAUGUGCGAAUCAUACCCUUGCAAGUUAAAGACUCAUAAGGAUCCAUAUAAGAUGGAGAUGUACAUUUGCAAAGGUUGGUACGAAUUUGCAGAAGCACGAUGUUUGGGUAAAGGUGAUAUCUUGAAAUUCACCAUUGAGUACCCUCCUGCAAGUUGUUUGUCGGUGUCAGUUGAUAAGAAUUGA
This is a messenger RNA of Vicia faba (fava bean), 903 nucleotides long. Lineage: Eukaryota; Viridiplantae; Streptophyta; Magnoliopsida; Fabales; Fabaceae. The record is from the annotation of a GenBank genome assembly.